This is a messenger RNA of Eleginops maclovinus (Patagonian blennie), 4404 nucleotides long. It is a transcript of the gene ubash3bb, whose product is annotated as ubiquitin associated and SH3 domain containing Bb. The coding region runs from base 116 to 2044 and encodes 642 amino acids. The record is from RefSeq and is a predicted model, not a curated record. The transcript has 14 exons. Gene Ontology annotation, molecular function: protein binding. NCBI's taxonomy places the organism in Eukaryota, Metazoa, Chordata, Actinopteri, Perciformes, Eleginopidae.
GCUCCGCUCUGUUGUUCCCCUCACUCAUGCGGACCCGGCCGACGCUCAUGGACUAGCUGGAGGUGUGGUGGUGGACUGUAUCGGGUUUGUCGUGGAGUGGGGGACCCAGUGGACCAUGGCUGCCAAAGAGGACCUCUACAGUAAAAUCCUCCCUCGGAGGCUCCGGCAGAACCGGCCGGGUUCAGUGAAAUGUGGCUCCAACCUGGACGUGCUGUUAUCUAUGGGCUUCCCCAGACCGAGAGCACUGAAAGCUCUGGUAUCAACAGGAGGUCGGAGUGUGCAAGCAGCAUGUGACUGGCUCUUCUCUCAUGUGGACGACCCGUUCUUGGACGACCCUCUGCCCAGGGAGUUUGUCCUCUACCUGCGUCCAAGCGGACCCCUGCAGAACCAGCUUUCACACUUCUGGCAGCAGAGCCGUGUCACAUGUGGCAAAAACAAAGCACACAACAUUUUCCCACACAUCACCCUCUGCCAGUUCUUCAUGUGUGCAGACCACAAAGUGGAAGCACUGUGCGAGGCCCUGCAGGCCUCCGUCCAGCAGUGGCGGGGUCGAUUCCCCAGCCCGUUGCCUCUGGAGCUCUACACUUCCUCCAACUUCAUCGGCCUUUUCGUGGAAGAGACGGUGGCCGAUGUCCUGAAGCAGUUUGCCGCCGACUUCACCACGGAGGCCGCCAGGAAGGCAGAGGUGCAUGUGGAGCCUCAUAAGAAGCAGCUCCAUGUAACUCUGGCCUACAACUUCCCCACCAAUCACCUGCCAUCACUGGAGAAACUGGCCAAGGGCAUUGAAGUUAAGCUGGGCUGUGAUUGGCUGGCAGUCCUGUUCUCCCGGGACAUUCGUUUUGCAAACCAUGAGACGCUGCGGGUGAUGUACCCCUACACGCCUCAGAACGAGGAUGAGCUGGAGCUGGUUCCCGGAGAUUUUGUCUUCAUGUCUCCAGUGGAUCAGAGCAGUACCAGCGAGGGCUGGGUGUACGGGACCUCGCUGGGCUCAGGGCUGUCCGGCUUGCUGCCAGAGAACUACGUCAGCCUGGCAGAUGAGUCCAACACCUGGGUGUUCCACGGCUCCCAUUCCUUCUUCAGCUGUGGGCCAAGUGACAGGAGCAGUAAGGACAGAGGGAUGUUUGACGGGCUGCUGGACAGCCGACGUCAGGAGAACAGCAGUCCUGGAGACAACCCCACCCUCAGUCUCAUCUGUCAUCCAAUGCAGGUCCUGCGGAUAAGUAGCAGUCAUUCUAGGCAGCCCAAGCGGACACUUUUCGUCUGUCGGCACGGGGAGAGGAUGGACGUAGUGUUCGGAAAACACUGGCUCAACCUCUGCUCCGACAGUAAAGGUAGAUAUGUACGCUCCAAUCUGAACAUGCCUCCCAGUUUGCCGCUGUGGGGGGGACAGAGAGAUUACGACAUGGACGCUCCCAUCACUGUGAUCGGAUCCACACAGGCUCGACUUGUGGGUGAGGCUCUGUUAGAGAGCAACACAGUGAUCGACUUUGUGUAUUGUUCUCCCUCUCUGCGAUGUGUUCAGACGGCACAGAACAUCCUGAAAGGUCUGCAGCAGGACAGUAAGCUGAAGGUGAGAGUGGAGCCGGGGCUCUUUGAGUGGACCAAGUGGGUCUCGGGGAACUCCCUGCCUGCAUGGAUCCCCCCCGCUGACCUGGCUGCAGCCCACUUCAGUGUGGACACAACAUACAGACCUCUGAUCCCAGUCAGCAAGCUCACUUUGUCCGAACCUUACGAAAACUACAUGAGCCGGAGCUACCAAGUGACCAAAGAUAUCAUGUCAGACUGCAAAAUCACUGGAAACAACGUGCUGAUUGUAGCCCACGCUUCUUCCUUAGAGGCUUGCACACGGCAGCUGCAGGGCCGCGGCCCACAGAGCGCCAAGGACUUCAUCCAAGUAGUCCGAAAGAUCCCCUACCUGGGUUUUUGUUCCUGUGAGGAGCAGGGAGACACAGGGGUUUGGCAGUUAGUGGACCCUCCCAUCCUCCCCCUCACACACGGACCAAACCACUCCUUUGACUGGAGGGAGACACUGACACAAGAAUGACAUCUAAUCUGAACUCUGUCCAACCUGAUCAUACUGUGCUCCUUCCCCUCUACUGACUGCAGGAACAAAUUUCAGACCAGUGCCGCUAAAAUACUGGAAGCUUUCUCUUUGCCGCCUCUUCACACAGCUGGUGGCUCAGCAGUGAGGCAGGAAAAAGCUUCCUGCCUGGAUAUGAAGAAAAGUCGCAGCCGAUGAAUGGUUGACCAACUGACUGAUCUUACUCGGAGGCUGAAUUAAAUAACAAUUUAACAAAUGUCCACUUACAAUAAUAACAUUAAUUUCAUUGUUAUUUUUAUUUUUGCAAGUAGAGGGAGCUUUAGUUAGUUUGGGAGUAGGGGUGUUGGCUGCACUGUGUGGGAGAACUCUCACUGAACUCCAGCUGACUUUGUCAUCCCAGUCUCAAAACAUUUUGUGAAAUAAGCACAUUUUAUAACAGAUAAUAUUGUCCCAUGUGUUGAGAAAAAUAAUUGAUUACCAACAAAAAUGCGUGGAUUUUUGUUUUUAUAAACAGACAUCUGUAUGGAUGCAGAAUCUGGAGGCAACAUGCCAAAAUGUUGUAAUUGGAAGCAUUCUGGUUUCUGUUUGUAGUCUGAGCAUUUUGAGCACUAUUGACCAAUUAUUUUUGAACGUGAUUCGCUUGCACGCAGCUAAAAUGUCUGUGAGAGUGAAAGAGGCAGAACUGCACUGCCUGCCUCCAAUUUUUGAAGUCAUCAACCAUUUUCUGAUGACAAUUUAGUUUUUAUUAAAUAAAUAAAUGCUGUUAAGUCAGCUACUUGUUAAAGAACCUGAUUGCAGAAGUCGUCUCUUGACUCCAACUUAAUUUCAAUGUCUCAAUUUGCUAACUGUACUAUCAUUUACUGAGGCCUCUCUCGAAAUCAGCAUUGGUCUCAAAGGCUAAUUCAAUUCUGAAAUAUCAGACUGAUAACCCAUGGGUUCUGUAUCUAACAUUUUAGGUACUUGUUUUUUUCAGUUAGACUUAAGAGUAUUUAUAUCUUGCAGGCUAAGUUUAUUUCGAAUAAAUAAAAUAUCUAUUUCACCAAGGCACAUUUUUUGGUUCCCUAAAUAUGAACUGGAUAACUCAAAACUCAAAUUGGUUGACUUUCCUAUACCUAGCUAACCAACAUUAAACAUUAGCUGUUAGCAGACAAGGGUACAUAUUUAAACCUGUUAGAAUGAAAUGUUUAAAUGAGGUCUUGCUAAUAUUAGCAUGACCAGGCUAACCAUGCAUUUGUUUAUUAUUUAGGUUUUAGCAUUUGAUAUUAGCCUGUCAUCAUGCAAUAAUAAUCAAACAUGUUAUGCUAACAUUAGCAUGACUAAGCUUAUGUUGCCUUCCAAUUGGGUUGUGGUUAGCAUCUUCAAGAAAAAGAUAUAUGGAUGGUUGACGUCAUUAUGUAUUUGCAUUUACUGCAUUACCUUACAUGCUUGUUAGCUUACUCAAAUGUUUCAAAGACACAUUGUUUCGAAUGAACAACUUUAACAGCAAAUGUAUUGUGUACACAUUAGGACCCCUGUCAUAACCACAAGCUCAUGAGUUCCGUCUGACUGAGCAUUAGUUCCAAUAUCUCUGAUGCUAAAUCUUGUAGCACAUGAGUUUUACUUUGGAUACUGUAAACCAUUUUGAUUCUGUAGGAUUUAAACCCCACUAAAAUCUAGAAUGUAACAGAACAAAUUAGCCUCCAAAAUGGUUUUACUGGUGUGUAAUGCAUUUUUUACAGCCUCAGUGGGUUUCAUUUCUAUGGCUGUAGACUUGGUGGUUGCAGGUAGAUCUUUAGUCCAAUGUAACUGAAAGUGUGCUUAGUUCACAAAAUGUAUUGAGAUUUUUUAAAGAGAGUGUUAUAUCAUACAGUAAAUUCCCUGCUUUCGUGUAGAGAUCCCAGCAGUAAUUCACCGUUCAUUCACCCCGCUGCUUGCCCUUCUUCAGUGAAGGAAAACAUAUCAGUGCUGGCUUCACGUCUUCAUCAGGGACUCGCCUAUUUUCGUAGCACAUCCAGUACAGCAAUGUCUUCUGUCUUUAAUGUGUUGUAUGUAAAAGGAACAACAACUAUAUAACAGCACAACCUGCACUAUUGACAAUCAUACAGCAGCUGCUUUAUUCUGUUCCGAUUUUUUUGUUUUGUAAGUUUGUUAAAUGUUCUUCAAAAUUCAGAGUAGCUGUAAGUCAUCAUAUUUUAGGGGAAAAAGUCUUCCAGUUGCAUUUUUAUUUAUUCAUCAACUCUUCAUUGUUAUAGGCAAAAAUAUUAACAGCAUGCACACUUUUUAUGCUCGGUAUCUCAGGUGUUGACUGCAUUUGAAACAUGUUCCAGUAAUUGAGUGACUGUGUUGUUGUGAGUGCCUGUUGGGAAUAAAGUGAAGUCUCCUGA